AAAUCUUCCUCACAGCUCAAAUGUUACUCUCACAGCUCCUUUCUUCUCCAAUUUAGUGCAUAUUGUUCCAUCAGAGGUGAGCAAGAUCUGUUCUUUUUAACAACCCUUCAAUUUCCCCUCUUUAUAUGCUUCAUUGUUCUUGUUUCAAUAUUAAUCAGAUCUAGUUUAAGUUUGAUGUUAUAGAUAGAUCUUGAUAUAUAUUGAAAACCCAUUUGAAAAAGUACUGAUCUUUGUAUUAUAAAUACACCCUUUUGAUAAUUCAUUUAGAUCUGAGCAAAAAAAGGGGUAAAAAUGGAGUCUUUUGAUAAAUUCAAGAUUUGGGUUUUGUGUAUCUGUUUGGUUUCUGAAUUGGGUUAUGGGUUUUAUCUACCUGGAAGUUAUCCUCACAAAUAUGGGGUUGGUGAUUACUUGAAUGUUAAGGUCAAUUCAUUGACUUCAAUUGACACUGAAUUGCCUUAUAGUUAUUAUAGUUUGCCUUUCUGUAAGCCUGAAGAGGGUGUGAAGGAUAGUGCAGAAAAUCUAGGUGAGCUUCUUAUGGGUGAUAGGAUUGAGAAUUCGCCUUAUAGGUUUAAGAUGUAUACUAAUGAGACUGAGGUUUUCUUGUGUCAAACUAAACCUUUGUCUGCUGAUGAAUUUAAGCUUUUAAAAGAGAGGAUUGAUGAGAUGUAUCAGGUGAAUUUGAUUCUUGAUAAUUUGCCUGCUAUUCGAUAUACCAAGAAGGAGAAUUACUUCUUGCGUUGGACGGGGUAUCCGGUUGGGAUCAAGGUUCAAGAUGCAUAUUAUGUGUUUAACCAUUUGAAGUUUACUGUUCUUGUUCAUAAAUUUGAGGAGACCAAUGUGGCUCGUGUGAUGGGUACCGGGGAUGGAUCAGAGGUGAUUUCGACUGUUGGAAAUGAAGGAUCUGAUGCACCUGGAUAUAUGGUUGUUGGAUUUGAGGUUGUACCUUGUAGUUUCCAGCAUACGCCUGAUUCGUUAAAGAAUCUUAAAAUGUACAAUAAGCUUCCAUCUCCAAUCAAGUGUGACCCGACAUCUGUGUCCAUGGCUAUUAAAGAAAAUGAGCCUGUGAGUUUUACUUAUGAGGUGAACUUUGUGGAGAGUGACAUCAAGUGGCCAUCGAGAUGGGAUGCUUAUUUGAAGAUGGAAGGUGCAAAGGUGCACUGGUUCUCGAUACUCAAUUCCCUUAUGGUGAUCACUUUCUUGGCUGGUAUUGUGCUUGUGAUCUUUUUGAGAACAAUCCGCCGUGAUCUGGCAAGGUAUGAUGAACUAGACAAAGAAGCUCAGGCUCAGAUGAAUGAGGAGUUAUCUGGGUGGAAACUUGUUGUUGGUGAUGUUUUCCGAGCCCCUAGUAACCCUGGCCUUCUCUGCGCGAUGGUUGGGGAUGGAGUUCAAAUCUUGGGGAUGGCUGUAGUGACUAUUAUGUUUGCUGCCCUUGGAUUCAUGUCCCCAGCAUCUCGUGGAACAUUGAUUACAGGUAUGCUAUUCUUUUACAUGAUUCUUGGUGUUGCAGCUGGCUAUGUUUCUGUUCGUCUUUGGAGGACAAUCUUCUGUGGUGAUCACAAGGGAUGGGUUGGAGUCGCGUGGAAGGCUGCUUGUUUCUUCCCUGGACUUUCUUUCCUAAUUCUUACUGUAUUGAACUUCUUGUUAUGGGGUAGUCACAGCACAGGGGCCAUUCCCUUUUCUUUGUUUGUCGUGCUCAUUUUACUUUGGUUCUGUAUCUCCGUCCCCCUAACCCUGAUCGGUGGCUACCUUGGGGCAAAGGCACCUCACAUCGAAUAUCCAGUCCGAACCAACCAGAUCCCACGCGAAAUUCCAGCACAGAAAUAUCCAUCUUGGCUUUUGGUUCUCGGGGCAGGCACCCUUCCUUUUGGCACUCUGUUCAUUGAGCUCUUUUUUAUCAUGUCAAGUCUCUGGAUGGGUCGUGUGUACUACGUCUUCGGAUUCCUCCUCAUCGUUAUGAUCCUCCUUGUUGUCGUUUGUGCUGAGGUGUCUCUUGUUCUAACUUACAUGCAUCUAUGUGUGGAGGACUGGAAAUGGUGGUGGAAGUCAUUCUUUGCUUCCGGUUCAGUCGCAAUAUACAUUUUCCUAUACUCCAUCAACUAUCUAAUAUUCGACCUCAAGAGCUUAAGCGGCCCUGUUUCCGCCACCCUUUACCUCGGAUACUCCCUCUUCAUGGUCUUGGCUAUUAUGUUUGCAACAGGCACCGUCGGGUUCCUUUCGUCCUUCUGGUUUGUACAUUAUUUGUUCUCUUCAGUGAAGUUCGAUUAAAGAAAUAUCUUGGUCUUGAAGAGCUGCAAGUAAACAAAUCAACCAUUGAAGAAGCAGUGGGCGGAUAUCGAAAAACAUUCUAUUUUACUUUUAAUGUCAUUUUGUAGGGUAUUUCGAAGAGAAAAACAAUAAACUCCUAAAGUUUUGUUAAAUUCUUUAUAGAAGUCAUUGCAUCUACUGAAGUAAAGUUUCAUCAGUUGGUAGGAUGAACAUCAUAUUGUUAUCAUUUCUCUAGUUUCUAUUAAUAGUGAUGAAUCUGUUAUCUUUGAAAGGGCUUUCUCAUAAUAUUAGUGAUUCUUGUACCUA
Solanum verrucosum is the source of this 2571-nucleotide messenger RNA. Its product is annotated as transmembrane 9 superfamily member 11. The coding region runs from base 292 to 2265 and encodes 657 amino acids. Lineage: Eukaryota; Viridiplantae; Streptophyta; Magnoliopsida; Solanales; Solanaceae. Gene Ontology annotation, cellular component: membrane. Gene Ontology annotation, biological process: protein localization to membrane. The transcript has a single exon. The record is from RefSeq and is a predicted model, not a curated record.